AUGUUGUAUCUUGGUCUGUCGUCGUCUCUACGCUCUUCUCUGCGCCGUAAUGUGGCAGAUGCAAUUAUACGACCCCGUGCACAGCCCUUCUCGACGCGCGCACAGUCAAACAAUGCGAAUAUACGGAGUGUGUUGCAAAACCGCCCGACCGUCUUGUCACCCACUCUGUUCUACCGCUUCUCGCGUUCUGUCACAACGGAUGCGCACACUGUGACAGCCUCUUCAUCCCAAGAUGCUUGGAAGCGUUUUGGAAUCACAGCGGCUGUUGUUGCGGGCACUGUCAUCCUAGCUGAAGGCUUCUUGAACAGAGACACGCGCGAUAGAUUGAGCCCAGCUGAACAAUCCUACUUGCAUGAAAGUUUCAUGUACACAGGGGCUGGCCUGACGUUGACUGCAGUCGCCGCUCGGAGUUUGUUUAGGUCCGGUGCCGCCUUCAGAAUCAUGUCCGCGAACCCUUGGGUGGUACUCGGUGUCAGUCUUGCGGGUAGCAUCGGAUCCAUGAUGGGUGUCUUCUACACGCCACCAGAGCAGACCUUCCAGAAGCACGUUUUUUGGCUGGCAUUUAAUGCGUGUCAAGCCGCAACCCUAAGCCCACUCUUCUUCCUGAGCCCUGCCAUUCUAUCUCGCGCAGCCCUCUACACGUGCGGCGUGGUUGGCUCUCUUUCUUUCGUGGGCGCCACAGCCAAAAAUGACAAAUAUCUGUACAUGGGUGGACCACUGCUGGCUGGUGUCACAGUUGUCGCUUUGAGUUCACUUGCUCCACUUGCUCUCCCAUUGGGUAUGCGUGGCCUUGCUGUUGCAGAAACUCUCUCCCUUUAUGGAGGUCUUGCCGUCUUUGGUGGGCUCGUACUCUAUGACACCCAAAAGAUUUUGCAGCAUGCACGUAUGGCGGAGACGGGUGUCAUUCCCAGGGAUCCCGUAAAAGAAUCUGUUGCCCUUGAACUCGACAUGAUCAACAUCUUUAUCCGCCUUGUUCAGAUCCUGGCUAUGCGCCAAAACAACCGAAAGUGA
Suillus subalutaceus is the source of this 1011-nucleotide messenger RNA. RefSeq names its product Bax inhibitor family protein. The coding region runs from base 1 to 1011 and encodes 336 amino acids. NCBI's taxonomy places the organism in Eukaryota, Fungi, Basidiomycota, Agaricomycetes, Boletales, Suillaceae. The record is from RefSeq and is a predicted model, not a curated record. Gene Ontology annotation, cellular component: mitochondrial inner membrane. The transcript is spliced from 7 exons.